AUGCACCAGCUGCUUGCGCCCAGGACGGCACGCCACGCUCGCCUUUUUCGUCUUGUGAAUGGCCUUGCCUCUUCUUCAUCGUCAUCAUCAUCGUCUGCCGCCACAGCCGGGGUGCCAAAGACGGACGGAGAGCGUUUAAUGUGGGUGAACUCGCACGUUAAGCGUAAUAAAGACAUUGAGUUGUCUCGUGAAGAGGAAAGUCUUCGGGAAAGGCAAAUGCCCUUGGACCUGGGCGAGAAUGCCUUCACCUCCAGUGCCCAGGCAACUCACGGCAGCCUGUUUCACUUUCGCGAAUACCCCAUGUACCCAGGGGAGUACGUCCCAGCUGAACACAACACGCUGUCUUCCCUUCGUCACGAGCUGCGGAUGGAGCUUACCGCGCAGUCGCUUAAGGAGGCGUGGAUGCGUGUCAGCGGCGGGGUUUAUUUUCAGUCAGUUGAGGAAUACUACGCGUCGGUGGACGGCCUCGACGCAGAACAACUCGGAGAGGUCCUUGCUGCCCUUUUUCCAGAGCUCAGCUCCUACGAGGCCCAAGCGCUUGUGCAGUGUACGCUGGAGUCCAUCAGCAAACCGAUGAACACGGCAUCGCGUCAGCUGAGCCGUACCAUUACAGCGGAUGCGGUUGGCCUCGAUAAUGCGCCUGGGCAUUACACAAAUUUCUUGGAGUGGAUGGGCCGCCUCACAGAGACGCGGGGGUUUAAGACGGAGCAUGCCCUCUUCCAGUUCAGCCGCCGAAAGUUUAAUAGAGAUGAUGUUCGUGUCAUGUUUGAGAACUACAAGCUUAUGAGCCGGGCGACGCUCCUUGCAGAUAGCGCCGACAGCUACAGUCACUUUUACACGGUGCUGAAAGAUUUUGCGCGGAAAGUGGCUGGCGAGGACUCACGCCAUCAGAUUGGCGUGCGCAUUGACGAGCCGGAGGUGGACGCGGAGACCGGCAUUGCCGUCGGCCGAGGGUGUGCGGAUGGGGAUAAGUAUCAAUUCACCGCCCUCUUGCGUGAGAACCGCGACCGUAACGGCGCCAUCACCAUCAUGGGCAAACCGUUGGCCCUUGUGCUGGAUAACAAGGCCUGGCUGAUGGAGAUGCUGCUCAUGCCCUUUGACGAGGCGAACUUGGACUACCGAGACUUCGACGUGCACAUAGUGGCUGAGGGGCAUGCGAUGCCUUCAAUCGCAAACGAAAUCGCGGCGUUUGCGCUGCGUAUGGCGAUUGCUAACGCUCUUGUGAAGUUGUUGCCGCUCACACGCAUUCCGCUGAAGAAGUCCGGCCUGCUCUCCGUGGACCGUCGGCGCGAGAAGGGUCAGUUUCCCGGAUAUCUGGACGGAAAGCGGGUCAAGCGAAAGUUUGCCAAACGUUAG
Molecule: messenger RNA, 1356 nt
Organism: Trypanosoma rangeli
Lineage: Eukaryota; Euglenozoa; Kinetoplastea; Trypanosomatida; Trypanosomatidae
Exons: 1
Coding region: 1-1356 (451 amino acids)
Biological process (GO): translation
Cellular component (GO): ribosome
Molecular function (GO): structural constituent of ribosome
Source: RefSeq, a predicted model, not a curated record